Messenger RNA from Agelaius phoeniceus (red-winged blackbird), 1593 nucleotides. Its product is annotated as UDP-glucuronosyltransferase 1A1-like. Gene Ontology annotation, molecular function: UDP-glycosyltransferase activity. Lineage: Eukaryota; Metazoa; Chordata; Aves; Passeriformes; Icteridae. The record is from RefSeq and is a predicted model, not a curated record.
AUGGCCAUGGGGCUCAGGGCUUCUCCUCCAGUUGUGCUUCUGCUCCUGUCCCUGCUGGGCCUGGCUGCUGCUGGGAAACUCCUGGUGGUGCCAGUGGAUGGGAGCCACUGGCUCAGCAUGCGGGAAUUGCUGGACAUGCUCCAGCAGAAGGGACACGAGGUGGUGGUGGUGGCACCUGAAGUCUCCCUGCAGAUCAAACCAUCCAAGAGCUUUGUGAUGAAAAUGUAUCCAGUGCCUUUCACUCGGGAAGAGAUGGAUAAAAUUUUCAAAGGGUCAGUAAUGGAUUUAUUUAAAGGAGGACCUUUUCUGGACAGAGUCAUUAGACAGUACCAACAGGCAAAGAAGACCUCUGCUCUGUUCCUGGCCACUUGCACACACUUAAUCCACAACAAGGAGCUCAUCAGGUACCUUGAGGAGAGCAAGUUUGAUGCUGUCCUCACAGAUCCUGUCCUCCCUUGUGGGGCAAUACUGGCCGAGUAUCUUUCCCUGCCUUCUGUGUAUUUCCUGCAGCAAAUUCCAUGUGGUUUGGAAUAUCAAGCCACGCAGUGCCCCAAUCCCCCUUCCUAUGUCCCCAGAGUAUUUACAGACCUUACAGACCGCAUGACCUUUCUCCAGCGGGUGAAGAACAUGCUCUAUGACAUCCCCAAUUUCUUCCUCUGCGACGUUGUCUUCCAACCUUAUGCAGAACUGGCUUCGGAGUUCCUGCAGCGGGAGGUGACCGUGCCGGAUCUCCUGCGCCAGGCUUCCAUUUGGCUCAUGAAAUACGACUUUGUUUUUGAGUAUCCGCGCCCCAUCAUGCCCAACAUGGUCUAUGUUGGAGGCAUCAACUGUCUGCAGAAGAAGCCACUCUCAAAGGAAUUUGAAGCCAUGGUGAACGCCUCUGGAGAACACGGCAUCGUUGUCUUCUCGCUGGGCUCCAUGGUAUCCGAGAUUCCCAUGAAGAAAGCCAUGGAAAUCGCAGAGGGCUUGGGAGCAGUCCCUCAGACGGUCUUCUGGCGCUACACAGGCAAGGCACCCCCCAACCUGCCCAAGAACGUGAAGCUCGUCAAGUGGCUGCCUCAGAAUGACCUCCUGGCCCACCCCAAGACUCGUGCCUUCAUCACCCACGGAGGCUCCCACGGCGUUUAUGAGGGAAUCUGCAACGCAGUGCCCAUGGUGCUGAUGCCUCUCUUUGGGGACCAGAUGGACAACGCCAAGCGAGUCGAGUCCCGGGGAGCAGGGCUGACCCUCAACAUCCUGGAGAUGACUUCCACUGACAUCUCCAACGCCCUGAAAGCUGUGAUCAACGACAAAAAGUACAAGGAGAACAUCCAGCGCCUCUCCGACCUGCACCUGGACAGACCCAUCCACCCUCUGGACCUGGCUGUGCACUGGGUGGAGUUUGUGAUGAGGCACAAGGGGGCCCCUCACCUGCGCCCCGCCGCCCACGACCUCAACUGGGUGCAGUACCACUCGCUGGACGUCAUCGCCUUCCUGGCCGCCAUCACCUUCCUCUUCCUCUUCAUCUCCUUCAAGUGCUGCCUCUGCUGCUGCCGCAGGUGCUGCUACAAGAAGGGCAGGACAGGCAAGGCCACCAAAGCCAAGUCCCACUAG